This is a messenger RNA of Pistacia vera, 1057 nucleotides long. RefSeq names its product UDP-glycosyltransferase 92A1-like. Gene Ontology annotation, molecular function: UDP-glycosyltransferase activity. The transcript has a single exon. Bases 62 to 1057 code for a protein of 331 amino acids. NCBI's taxonomy places the organism in Eukaryota, Viridiplantae, Streptophyta, Magnoliopsida, Sapindales, Anacardiaceae. The record is from RefSeq and is a predicted model, not a curated record.
UAUACUCAUCUCUUCUUCAUCCUCAUCUUCCGGUUCUUGCUUUCUGAUCAUCAACACAACAAUGGCACAAAAGAAAGAGAACAUAGUGAUGUUUCCUUUCAUGGCACAAGGUCAUAUCAACCCUUUCCUAGCUUUAGCCCUCCGGAUAGAAAAGACAAAGAAAUUCACCAUAACUUUUGUUAACACCCCUUUGAACAUCAAGAAACUCAGAUCAUUUCUCCCUUCAAACUCCUCCAUUCAUCUCCUUGAAAUCCCUUUUAAUAGCUCAGAUCAUGACCUCCCUCCUAAUUCUGAAAACAUGGAUUCUCUUCCAUAUCAUUUUCUUAUCAAUAUCUUUCAAGCUUCUUUAUCUUUUAAACCCCAUUUCAGGAAACUUAUCUCCAAUCUUAUCCAGGAAAAAAAAGGACAAAAACCAGUUUGUCUCAUCUCAGACAUGUUCUUAGGAUGGUGUGAAGAGAUAGCUCAAGAGUUUGGUAUCUUUCAUGCUAUAUUUCUUGGUGGUGGUGGUUUUGGCUUUGCUUGUUACUACUCUUUGUGGGUAAACCUACCUCAUCGGAGCACAGAUUCUGAAGAAUUCGUCUUGCCGGAUUUUCCUGAAGCUUCUCUUUUUCAUGUUACUCAAAUGACAGAUUUUUUGAGAUCUGCGGAUGGUAGUGAUUCAUAUUCAAGCUUUCUAAGGAAAACGCUUUCUCAAUGGAGUAAAGCUGAUGGAAUAUUGUUCAACACUGUAGAGGAGAUUGAUAAGCUUGGACUAACGUAUUUUAGGAGAAAAUUUGGUCGACAGGUUUGGCCUGUUGGGCCUGUUCUUUUGACUCCGGGAAGCCAAGCUCGAAGCAGAAGAGAUUUUGGAAUCUCUCCAGAGGAAUGUAAAAAAUGGCUUGAUAAGAAACCUUCUUGUUCAGUUAUCUAUGUUUCAUUUGGUUCAAUGAACACAAUAUCAGCAUCUCAAAUGAUGCAAUUGGCAAUGGCUUUAGAGGGUUGUGGCAAGAAUUUCAUUUGGGUUGUUAGGCCACCAUUAGGCUUUGACAUAAACUCUGAGGUUUGUGGGAUUCUUUGA